UAUUUAAAAUUUAUAAAAUGGCUGCUACUUUCACACUCAUUAUUUAAAUUGAAGUGCUCUGAAGUUGGCUUCCUAUGUUUGGAUAAAAAGGCAUUGAACUUCAAUGCGAGUGUAGUGAAAAAAAAGUGUAAUUACCGGUUCGGAAAAAUUAAUUACGGGCUGUAACGACAGAAUUUAUCAAUUUUAAUAAAAUUUUUCUGUAGAUUUUCAUCAUUCGAGUGACGUAAUUAUUUUCGCGUAAUUAAAGAAGUGAAAUUCAAAAAUUCCGUUAUGAGUGCGCGUUACCUAGUGAUCGUUUAAAUACUUGAAGAUAAAUUUAACUUGUGUUCUAUUAUGGAGACUGAAAACAAUCGAUGCCGGAAGAUUAUUUUUUGAUACAUUUGCUAAGUUAUAUCGACCAGUUACCAAAAAGAAUCAAAAUUUUUAUGAAUUUUUAUCAAAGGAAUUACGUGAUGAAGGAUUCAAGAUGAGUAAGCAGCCAGCGCGGUAGGAGGUGGCAUCAAGUCCUAAAAACCAUAAAUUAAAGUGUCACAUGAAAGAAAAAUAACCAGGAAAACAUAAUGAAUUCAACAGAAUUCUUUCAAGAAACGUUAAACACGACAAAUGAUACACUUAAUUUUAAUUGCGGCACUGACUUACGGAUAGUCGCGAUCGUACAUCAAGUUAUCUAUUCAAUUGUCUGUGUCGUUGGGUUGCUCGGGAACACUCUGGUUAUUUACGUGGUUCUGCGUUUUUCUAAAAUGCAGACAGUGACGAAUAUGUACAUUGUUAAUUUGGCAAUCGCUGACGAAUGUUUUCUCAUCGGAAUACCGUUUCUGGUGACGACAUUGAGCUUGAGAUAUUGGCCAUUUGGUGAAAUAAUGUGCAAAGCUUACAUGACAACCACCAGCAUCAAUCAAUUUACCAGCAGUAUAUUCCUUUUUAUCAUGAGCGCGGACCGGUAUAUUGCAGUCUGUCAUCCCAUAUCCGCAACUAAGAUGCGAACACCAUUUAUCUCAAAGGUUGUAUCAAUGACAGCUUGGUUUACCAGUGCUCUGUUUAUGAUACCUGUGGUUCUCUACGCCAACGUCAAUGAAUUCGACAACGGGAUAAGCUGUAACAUAUAUUGGCCUGACAACAAUAUUGAUAACAAUAAAACCCACGGAAACCAGACGGCACUUGACGAACAUCAAAUGCACGGUGGCCAGACCACCUUCACACUCUACACCUUUUUUCUCACAUUCGCUGUUCCUCUUACAUUCAUUCUUGUCUUCUAUUUUCUGGUUAUCAGAAAACUCCAAACAGUCGGCCCGAAAAAUAAAUCCAAGGAGAAGAAAAGGUCCCAUAAGAAAGUAACGAAGCUUGUACUUACUGUUAUCACAGUUUACGUUCUCUGCUGGCUUCCGUACUGGAUAACCCAAGUGGCGCUGAUUUACGAGCCACCGAAACAGUGUCAAUCAUCAAUAAGCAUCACUGCCUUUCUUCUUGCGGGAUUUCUCAGCUAUUCAAACAGCGCAAUGAAUCCAAUUCUGUACGCGUUUCUCAGUGACAACUUCAAAAAGAGUUUUCUUAAAGCCUGCACCUGCGCCGCUGGCAAAGACAUUAACGCGACUUUGCACAACGAAAAUAGCGUGUUUCCAAAAAAAAACAAAUCGGAUCAUGAUAAAUUAAAGUCAAGCAAAGCGAUCGCCUCAGCAAACUCCCGCGCCAAAUUGGAGGACGAAGAAGACGAACGUGGUCUACUUAUCAGCAAGACAUCCACUACAACUGUUACCAUGACAUCUAGAACAAAUAUAACGGUUAUAAGCGACUCGAAGGAUCAGAAAGGAUCCAAAGGAACGACGGGACAAAGAGACAAAGAUUGUUUACGAAAUGGUGCGCAACUUACGCUACUCACACAAGUUUAACCAUAUCAAUUAUAAUUACUCACUGAAGUUU
Molecule: messenger RNA, 1917 nt
Organism: Microplitis demolitor
Lineage: Eukaryota; Metazoa; Arthropoda; Insecta; Hymenoptera; Braconidae
Product: somatostatin receptor type 2
Exons: 3
Coding region: 561-1886 (441 amino acids)
Biological process (GO): G protein-coupled receptor signaling pathway
Cellular component (GO): membrane; neuron projection
Molecular function (GO): peptide binding; somatostatin receptor activity
Source: RefSeq, a predicted model, not a curated record